Messenger RNA from Megalopta genalis, 2795 nucleotides. RefSeq names its product acyl-CoA synthetase short-chain family member 3, mitochondrial. The record is from RefSeq and is a predicted model, not a curated record. Lineage: Eukaryota; Metazoa; Arthropoda; Insecta; Hymenoptera; Halictidae. Gene Ontology annotation, molecular function: propionate-CoA ligase activity. Gene Ontology annotation, cellular component: mitochondrial matrix.
UGUCGAUGCGGUCCGUUCGAUCGUGCAACUAGAAUCGUGCGAUAGAGAAAUCGAUCGAGAAUUUACACCACCGGAACUGUAUUUCGACGCGAACCCGAGGAAAGUUGUUGCGAUUCGAAUCAUCAUGGAUUAACAGCCGGGAAAGUUUGCGGAGAGACGUCUCAGGCGGUUCGAUCGAAGCUGCAGCGAUCGCGACGGGGAGGUUCUCGCGAUCCAUCGGCUUGUCGGCGUCGGUCUUUCAAGUUUCCUCAACGUCCAGGCGUCAGCUGACCGCCCGAAGUUCUCGAAGUAUAAUCGAGGGACUGUUUAGGGCAUUGUGAUUUCCAGCCCCUGAUCGGCCGACAGCGUUCUCGGGCAGAGAAAGCGGCCGGAAGACAUCGUGGGUGGACCCCAGGCCCGCGCUGCCACCCCCGCAGCCUGCUUGAACAGACGCCGAGUUUCCAGGAUCUUCUCCAGACGAUGCUGGAUCAGAUGAGCGCCGACUUGUUCGGCACGCGUUCCACCGACUUGCAGGAAACGACUUUUCAAUCGCUCGUCGCGAGCUCGGCACCGCUGAGAAGAGGCUACCGUUCCGAUUACAUCGUCGACCCCUGUUACGAGCGCUGUCUCGCGUACGACGAGGCGUACCAGUGCUCGCUGGAGGACCCAGAGAAGUUCUGGGGCAACGUGUCGGAAUGCAUCGACUGGAGCAAACCGUGGACGAAGGUUCUGGACAAUUCCAACCCGCCAUUCACGAAAUGGUUCAUCGGCGGAGAAUUGAACGCCUGCUACAACGCGGUGGACCGCCAUGUUCUGGGCGGGAACGGUGACAAAGUUGCCCUAAUUCACGAUAGUCCUUUGGUGUCGACGAUCCGAAGAGUGACUUAUAACGAGUUGCUGGAGAAAACUUCAAAAUUGGCUGGAUGCCUAGCCGAAAUGGGCGUAGGCAAAGGGGAUGUAGUGAUCAUAUACAUGCCGUUGAUACCGGAAACCAUCAUCGCCAUUUUGGCGACCGCGCGCCUUGGUGGCAUUCACUCGAUAGUGUUCGGUGGCUUCGCUGCAAACGAAUUAGCCGUCCGGAUAAAUCACGCGCGGCCAAAAGUGAUAAUUGCGGCCAGCUGCGGUCUUGAACCGACCAAAGUGAUUCGAUACACAGACAUGCUAAACAAGGCGCUGGACAUCAUCGCUGUGAAGAGACCACAGUGCAUAGUGUUUCAGAGGAGGAACAUAUGGCAGAGCAUCCUCGCAGAUGAUCAAAUCGAUUGGGACAUUGCGAUAGCACGGUCGAAACCUCAUCCCUGUCAACCGGUUAAAGCCAACGAUCCUUUGUAUAUCUUGUACACGUCAGGCACGACAGGUCAACCGAAGGGGAUCCUGAGAUCGGUCGGUGGCCAUUUAGUAUCCGUCUGUUGGACAAUGAAAACGGUUUAUGCGAUGAACAAAGACUCCGUAUGGUGGGUUGCCUCCGACUUGGGUUGGGUCGUAGGUCACUCGUACAUAUGCUAUGGGCCCCUGCUUUACGGCGCGACAAGCGUGAUGUACGAGGGUAAGCCUGACAGGACCCCGGAUGCUGCACAAUACUUCAGGGUGAUCGAUCAGCACAACGUGAAUGCUUUGUUCUGCGUGCCAACGGCGCUUAGAGUGAUUAGACGCGCCGAUGGGAACCUGGUUUUGGGUCGAAAGUACUCGACGAAGUCAUUGAAGACUAUAUUCGUGGCCGGUGAGUUCUGCGAUUACGAAACGAAGCUCUGGGCGGAGAAGGCGUUCAAAGUACCAAUUUUAAACCAUUGGUGGCAGUCAGAGACCGGUCACCCUAUCACUGCUCGGUGUCUAGGAUACGGCCACUAUCCUCACAUACCGAAGAACAGCACUGGUCCUCCUAUUCCUGGCUACCAUAUCGAUAUUCUGAAAGAUGAUGGUAGCAAGGCCGAGACCAAGGAGCUGGGUAGAAUUGUUAUAAAGCUGCCGUUGCCUCCAGGCUGCAUAGCAACGCUGUUCGAGGCUGAUGAUCGAUUCAAGGAGAUCUAUUUCUCCAACUACCCAGGUUACUACGACACCAUGGACGUCGGCUACAUGGACGAGUACGGAUUUGUUUAUGUCAUGGCCAGGGACGACGACGUUAUAAACGUCGCCGGGCAUAGAUUGUCCACGGCGGCUCUCGAGAACGUGAUUAUGGCACACCCUGACGUCACCGACGCUGCUGUUGUCGGUGUGCCUGACCCCACCAAAGGGGAGGUUCCUUUGUGCCUUUACACAAUGAGACCAGAAGCGACGAAGAACGAAGAACAGAUCAACGAAGAUUUAGUAGCAGCUGUGAGGAGUUCUGUAGGACCCAUAGCAUCGUUUAGGACCGCAGCAGCUGUGCGAGGUCUACCCCGGACGCGUUCAGGGAAAAUAAUUCGCAAGUCCAUUGCCAAUUUGGCACGUUCUAAGCUCGUAAUGAUUUCAAGUACAAUAGAGGACGCGUCGGUGUAUCGCGAGAUAAAAGAAGUACUUCAGAAGCUCGGAUACGCUAAACUAGCGCCGGAUCCUCAAUGAUAACUGUUUAGUUAAGCUUUUACCACUUUUUAUUAUAUAAACUUUUGUCUCUUUUUUUCUCUUCUUCCUCUCUUCUUCUUCUCAUAAUCGUAUAUAAAAUUGUAAUAAACCUACGUACGAUAUAUAGCUGACACGCAUAGGAGUGUGUGUGUGCUUGAGAAAGACGCGUCGACGAAACUCCGAUUACCCACAACAAGUUAAUCCCAUAUAAAUUGCACGGAAAUCUAUGUGUAACAUUGUUCUGAACGGUACAAUAAAGUGAACAACCUUUCUUUUUU